GGUCCCCAGUCACAAGGCUUCAAAUAUCGCCGUUUGCUCCGAUCGCACGUUAAAGCACCACAACCGAAGAUGCUACAUGAAGAUCAGAAAUUAAUAAUUCAUUCGUAAAGAAAGAAUAGGCGCCGUUAGAAAGUAUUCUUAUUUGCGGCUAUAUAACAAAAAACAUUGACAAAAACAAGAUUAGUAUUUCAUUUAAAUAGGAUCGUUAAGUACAUCACAAUAGGGUAUUAUUAUUUUUAACAACUGCACAGCAGUUUAAAAAGUACUUUUAACUUUUAGAGAUGUUCAGGAAAGAUCCAGAAAAAUCUCAUUUGGUUUCCGAGAAAGAAGCUAAUAUGUACACCAUCUCUAUGGGAAGCGUGCCAAGUGAGGAGACACGGCAGAAGGACAGUACCGCCAGCCACUGCCAUGACAACAGCCGCGCGCUGGACGACAGAGAACGGGAGAAGCAGCAGGCGAGGAGGAGGCUUUACCUGGUUUCCAUCAUCUGCCUGCUCUUCAUGAUCGGCGAAAUCCUGGGUGGCUACUUUGCUGGUAGCCUGGCAGUGAUGACAGACGCGGCCCACUUGAUGGUGGACUUCACAAGCUUCCUCAUCAGCCUGUGCUCCCUCUGGCUCUCCUCCAGACCCCCCACAUACGCACUAAGCUACGGCUGGCACCGGGCAGAAAUCUUGGGCGCUCUGCUGUCAGUGUUCACAAUUUGGCUGGUGACGGGGGUCCUGGUGUAUCUGGCGGUCCGACGGCUCAUCGACGACGACUACAUGAUCGAGGGCACCGUCAUGCUGAUCACUUCCAGCUGUGCUGUCAUCGCCAACAUCAUAAUGGCCGUCACCCUGCACCAGUCUGGACACGGACACAGUCAUGGGGGCGCCGGCUCCCACGGGCACGGACAUGGAAAAUCAGGCACGGGGGGGCAGCCACAGGCAAACGCCAGCGUGCGGGCGGCCUUCGUGCACGUGGUGGGGGACCUGCUACAGAGCAUCAGCGUUCUGAUCAGCGCCAUCAUCAUCUUCUUCAAGCCGGAGUACAAGAUGGCCGACCCCAUAUGCACAUUCCUCUUCUCCAUUUUCGUCCUGGGCACCACCAUCACCAUUAUGAAAGACAUCCUGGUGGUUCUCAUGGAAGGUGCCCCAGGUGGGGUGAAGUACAGUGAGAUCCGGGACAAGAUCCUGUCUGUGAAGGGAGUGUCAGCGCUGCACGACCUGCACCUCUGGGCCCUCACCAUGAACCAAGCGGUCCUGUCCGCUCACGUGGCAUUAGAGGACACGGCGGAGCCACAGCCGGUGCUUAAGGAGAUCAAUCAGGUUUGCUUCACUACCUACAGCUUCCACUCCGUCACCAUUCAGCUGGAGAAGCAGUCUGACCAGAAGCAGGGGUGUGGCUUGUGUCUGACCCCCCAAACACUAGCCCCUCCCCCCCCCCCGACGGAAGGACACUCCUGCUGACCCUGGCAGCAAGGCGGAGCUGGCGGGCAAAGGAACUGCCAAUCACUACUGGGGGCAUCCUGGGAUUCUAUAGGAUUCCCCUCAAUAAACAGCUGUAGGUUGUAGGUAGUUUAUUGUCUGGGGCCAGGAUUUAGCAUAGAGAGUCAACUCCUUAUAUCCCUUUGUGCAUAUUUACCAGGACAAUACCCCCCAGCUCUGAAAGCAACAUACAGACAAACUCAAACCGUACUGUUAUGACUGGAGUUUUAUCAUAAAGUACGUAACACUUUACUUGAGGAAACACAAAUACUUAGUAAAAACUCAGUUAUCAACUCAGUAGAAAGUGUGAACAAGUCAUGAACAAAUAUAGUUACUACUUAAGAUGAAAGAUAUGUUAUGAUUCAUUAAUGAUUAACAAACAUCAGAUCGGUAUUUCACUUGUGUCAAUCAUUACUUGUUUCUUCAGUAGUUUCUUAGUUCCUUUAGUAUUAUUUACAUAAUAAACAUAGUGACAAAUAUGGUACUUGCUUGACAUGAAAGAUGGUGUUAUGAUUCAUUAAAGGUGAACAAAUAUGAGAUCAGUUUGUAACUAAACACUUAAUUUGUGUUGAUUAUUACAUAGGUAAUAGCAUAAUACUACAUUGUUUGUGUCCCCUCAAGUAAAGUUGUAAGUUUAAUGUAUUAUAUUUUUUUUUCUCACAAUAUUUUAAUGAGAAAAUGGACCAGAUAUUUUUUAAAUGUUCGAAAAGAAAUCGAUUUAGCAUUUUUUUAAUUAAUGUUUGCUACUGGAACAGACAAUGACAGACACUGCCUUGUGCCUCCUGGCAGCUGUAUUUGUAUGGAAGUUACUUAUUUUUCUCAUGUCACACAGGUUCCCUCGUGCAGACCAAAGACAUGUGGUUAGGCUAACUAUAGCAUCUGUGCGAUUGUGCAUAUAUGUGCCAUGAAUCGGGCUGCCAUCCCACCCAGAGUGCACUCCAGCCUUGUGCCCUAUAUAAACAAACAACUGUCAUUCUCCAAAGCAGUUAUUUGUGCAAUGUUUUAAUGAGAAAAACAGUGCAAUUGCUCACUGUUAACCAGUAAGUCACAAAGUGGCUGUACUGCAUUUUUAUUUUAACUGUACUUAGUGUUUGUAAUAUUUCUAUAGGCUGGGUAAAUAAAAUGGUGUGUUUUUUUUUGCUAUGACUGUCUGAGAAUAAACAUGGUAGGCAAACAAUGUCAGUGGUCUCUCUAAGUAACUUCUCACCACCCCCAUUCCACUGGGGAUGGGGGGGUGGGGGGUGGAGGGUGGUGGCAGAAUGUGCUUCUUUUUGCCCCAUGAAAUAUGUGCUCCGGAAUUAUUACCGUUUACACUUUGAGCCUGUGACUUUUUCUUGAUGCCUCUAUUUAAAUUGUAUUUUGACUCGUACUUUUGGAAUGACUAGCAGCAACACCGCAGAACCUGCACACAUGCUUUUCCCAUGUUAGGCAGAGAAACAGGAUACUAAUCUCUUAAGAGUAACACCAGUCUGGCAAAUAAACCGAAUUCUGCAUUAUGUAUGAGUCAGCCAAAAACUUGGCAUUUGUAUGUAUGGGAUAUUCUAAACCUUUUAUAUUCUAACUUUUCCUGGAGCUGUAAGCCAGCUUCCAAACAGGCAUAUUCCUCUUUCCAUGAGUCCUGCACUACUCUUAUAUUGUGUUUCAGAAUUCAAG
Molecule: messenger RNA, 3116 nt
Organism: Brienomyrus brachyistius
Lineage: Eukaryota; Metazoa; Chordata; Actinopteri; Osteoglossiformes; Mormyridae
Gene: slc30a8
Product: solute carrier family 30 member 8
Exons: 8
Coding region: 282-1445 (387 amino acids)
Biological process (GO): response to zinc ion; zinc ion transmembrane transport; response to glucose
Cellular component (GO): plasma membrane
Molecular function (GO): zinc ion transmembrane transporter activity
Source: RefSeq, a predicted model, not a curated record